Messenger RNA from Cololabis saira (Pacific saury), 876 nucleotides. RefSeq names its product potassium channel subfamily K member 16-like. Gene Ontology annotation, cellular component: membrane. Gene Ontology annotation, biological process: potassium ion transmembrane transport; stabilization of membrane potential. The transcript is spliced from 5 exons. Bases 1 to 876 code for a protein of 291 amino acids. NCBI's taxonomy places the organism in Eukaryota, Metazoa, Chordata, Actinopteri, Beloniformes, Belonidae. The record is from RefSeq and is a predicted model, not a curated record. Gene Ontology annotation, molecular function: potassium ion leak channel activity.
AUGGCGAGGUUUCAGUUGCUACGAGUCAACGUGAGCUGGACUGCGCUCUUAUGUCUGGCCCACUUCACAUACCUGCUGUUUGGGGCCACCAUCUUCCAGAUACUGGAGCGAGAAGCUGAGAGCGACAACCGAAACCACUUCCAGCUGGAGAAGCUACAUUUCUUGGCUAACUACACCUGCCUUGAUGGACCUGCCCUGGAGAAGUUUGUUCAUGUGAUUCUAGAUGCCUGGGAGAAGGGUGUGAAUCCCUCAGGGAACUCCACGAACCCCAGUAAUUGGGAUUUUGGAAGCUCCUUUUUUUUCGCGGGGACAGUGGUCACGACCAUCGGUUAUGGAAACCUCUGUCCGAGCACCGUGUCCGGUCAAGUGUUUUGCGUGUUUUACGCGCUCUGUGGGAUUCCUCUAAACCUGACUUUCCUGAAACAACUUGGCAAAUGUCUCACUGCCCACCUGGGCCGUCUCGAGAGGGGGAUGGUUGCAGCAGUUCCUCACAGGCGAGUGUUUGUAGCUCUGGCAGUGAGUUUAUUCUUCACCAGCGGCAGCCUACUGCUUCUGGUCAUCCCUCCUCUGCUGUUCAGUUACGUGGAAGGCUGGUCGUUCGGCGAGGGCUUCUACUUUGCCUUCAUUACCCUCAGCACCAUUGGCUUUGGAGAUUAUGUCGUGGGAACGGACCCGGACAAGGAGUACAUCUCUCUGUACCGCAGCCUCACAGGCAUCUGGAUCAUCUUUGGGCUCGCUUGGCUCGCUCUUGUCCUAAAUAUUGGAUCCAGAAUAAUGGAGAAUAUUGUUAUCCUGACUCAUCCUGGCUUUAAGAAACAAAAGGAGGAGGAAGACGAGGUGUCCUCCAAUAAACUUGAAGACACAUCAAAGAUCUGA